GACUAUUCAUCCUUGAGUAGACUCUUCUUCACUAUUUUCUCUCUAUUGUCUACAUCUUCUUCACCUCCCCAAGUUCCUAUUCGAUUCUAUUUUGUCUUUCUUUGAUUUUCAUAUAUUUGAGAUUUAUCUUCUUGAGUUUAUAAGAGGUGUGGGAGAAUAUCUUCUUCAGUACGUUAGGUAUAUACCGAAGAAACCCUAUUUGUCAUUAUCAGCUGGUGAGAUCUGUUUCAUCUUCUAUCUCUCUAAGCUUGACUUUUGUUUGGACUCAAGCUUUGUAAGCAAAUGGAUCAAUUACAUGGUAACAAAUCCAACUGUGGAUUCUCACUUGGGAGACCUAGAUUUGGAUCUACACAAGAAGAUCAAGCUGAAAACGUUGAAAAAGAAGCUAAAAGCAUCGGUCUCAGGAAAGAAGAAGAAGAAGAUGAUGAUGAUGGAGCUAAAAGUGCAGAUCUAGAAGAAGAAGAAGUUGAAGAAGAAGAAGAGAAGAAGCAUAUUUAUUGUGCACGUGGUAAAAAAAGGUUUAGGUCGAGUAAGCCUUUAGGUGAUCACAAAAGGCUUCAUAUGCUCCAUACUCGGAAAUUUUCAAUGGCGAGACCAAAGAUGGUGUCUGCUGGUAUGGUUGGCAGAUAUGAUGAAAGAGGUGAAUUUGAAGUUGAUUGUUGUGUUUGUCACAAGAAGUUUACAUCAAUGAAGGCUUUGUAUGGACACAUGAGGUUUCAUCCAGACAGAGGAUGGAAAGGAGUUUUGCCUCCUCAUACUGAUGAUUAUGAUGAUGAUGAUGAUGAUGAUGAUGACGGUGAUGGGGAUGAUGAUGAUGAUGAUGAUGACGGUGAUGAUGAUAAUCAUUGGGGAAUGGGAAACGUCGUUGACCUAAAGGAAUCGGUCAAAGGAUCGUGGACAACAAGGAAGAGAGGAAGGAGAAGUGCUUUGAAGGUUGACGAAUCAGAUUUGAAGGAUAAUAUUGAUGCUAAGAAUCUGUUGUUCUUAGCUACUACUGCAGAGGAUGUUGAUCUCGAUAUUGCAGAGACUUCUGAUUCUCAUUCCGGCCAAGAGAUGACCAAGAAGACGAAGAAGAAGAAGAAGAAGAAAGGAUUGUCUGAGAUGGAGAAAGAACCAUCUCAGCUUGAGGUUGUUGUUGGUGGAGCUGAUGAGGAAGGUGGUGGUGCACGUGAGAAGCACGUGUGUGCCACUUGCAACAAGUCCUUUACUUCUUAUCAAGCUUUAGGAGGUCACAGAGCAAGUCACAACAAGGUCAAGAUUUUGGAUAAACAUGAAGUAAGGUCAAACGGUGAAGCUUUAUUCCUUGGUACCGAAGCAAUGGUAACCGGUUUGGCUAGUGCUCAAGGACCAAACACAUCAUUAAGCAGUAAUGGCGGUCACGUCUGCAACAAAUGUCUUAAAAGUUUCCCAACGGGUCAAGCUCUUGGGGGUCACAAGAGACGCCAUUGGACUGGACCAGUUUCUAGUGAGGCUGCAACUGCUGUGCCAACGGCUGCAGCCUCGCCAUCAGCCUCUCCAUCAGCCUCUCCAGCAGCAGAUACUUCUAGUCAAGUAACAGAGACACUGCAAGAGGUGAAGAAAAGAAAGCUUUUGGAGUUUGACUUGAAUGAGUUGCCACCUAAUGAAGAAUGACUCUUAGAGACGUAUAUAUGCAGGCAAGUAUAAGCUUUAAUUUAAAAAUCCAAAAAGACAAAGAUAUUGAAAUUAGGGAGUAAUGAUGGUAAAAAGAGUUGUUGACAUGGUAGUUUGAGAAAAGAGAUAAAGAUACUGGUUGAUCUUUGGUUCUUGAGGUUCCUGGUGUUUGGCUUUUAAUCUAUAAUUUGGUGGGGGUCUUUUGUUAUUUUUAUACAAAGGAUAUAUAAUGCUUUGUAUUCUU
Raphanus sativus (radish) is the source of this 1876-nucleotide messenger RNA. Its product is annotated as zinc finger protein ZAT9-like. The transcript has a single exon. Gene Ontology annotation, molecular function: DNA-binding transcription factor activity. NCBI's taxonomy places the organism in Eukaryota, Viridiplantae, Streptophyta, Magnoliopsida, Brassicales, Brassicaceae. The record is from RefSeq and is a predicted model, not a curated record. The coding region runs from base 283 to 1632 and encodes 449 amino acids.